Molecule: messenger RNA, 5139 nt
Organism: Besnoitia besnoiti
Lineage: Eukaryota; Apicomplexa; Conoidasida; Eucoccidiorida; Sarcocystidae
Product: putative DNA topoisomerase 2
Exons: 30
Coding region: 1-5139 (1712 amino acids)
Biological process (GO): resolution of meiotic recombination intermediates; DNA topological change; sister chromatid segregation
Cellular component (GO): nucleus
Molecular function (GO): DNA topoisomerase type II (double strand cut, ATP-hydrolyzing) activity; ATP binding; DNA binding
Source: RefSeq, a predicted model, not a curated record
AUGUCCUCUUCGGAAGAUGAGGAUUUCCAGUCCUCGCCUUCGCGCUCGCCGUCCCCGAAGCGCGCGAAUGGGAAGAAGGCGGGGGGAGGCGCCAAAAACAAAACUAUCGAGCAGAGGUACCAAAAGAAGUCGCAGCUCGAGCAUAUUCUGCUGCGGCCUGACACCUACAUCGGCAGCACAGAAGUCCACACGCAGGCGCUCUGGGUGAUGGAGGAAGGCCAGGAGCGCAUGACGUACAAAACCAUCAACUACGUCCCAGGCUUGUAUAAAAUCGUCGAUGAAAUUCUGGUUAACGCCGCGGACGUGAAGGCGCGCGAGUCCGAAGAGCAUCAGGGCAAGACGCUCAAGCCCGGCGCGCGGCGCAUGUCGGCGAUCAAAAUCGACAUCAAUAAAGCCACAGGACGCAUUUCCAUUUGGAACGAUGGCGAAGGGAUUCCGGUAGCGAUUCACCAGGAGCACCAAGUUUACGUCCCUGAGAUGAUUUUUGGGCAGCUGCUCACGAGUGACAACUACGACGACAGCGAGUGCAGAGUGACGGGCGGGCGCAACGGCUACGGUGCCAAGCUGACUAACAUCUUCAGCCGCGAGUUCUCAGUCGAGUGCGGAGACGGAGAGAGGAAAAAGAAGUUCAAGAUGACUUGGACGCGGAAUAUGGGGCAGAAGAGCGAGCCAGAGAUUUCCGCCUUCAGCGGCACAGACUUUGUCAAGAUUUCCUUCGUCCCCGACUUCACCAAGUUCGGCAUGACUGGACUGGACGACGACGUGCUGUGUCUGCUGCGGAAGCGCGCGUACGAUCUAGCGGGAACAUCGGGCGUCAAGGUCUUCCUGAACGGCACGCGAAUUGGCAUCAACUCGUUUACCGAAUACGUCGAUUUGUAUCUCGGCACCGGCGGGAAGAAGGGGAGUCGCGCCGAGGAGGCGAACAAGAGCGACGAGGAAGACUACGACGUGGACUCGGACGACGACGACGGAGAGUGGGGCGGAGAAAAGAAGAAAAAACGCGGCAAGGCUACGAAGAAACGCACCAAGAAGGGCGGAGACGACGCAGGUGCAGGCGAGGACAACGAAGGGAACGGCGAAAACGGCGUCGAGAAAAAAGUCAUCAAAAUCCACGACAAACAGUGGCGCUGGGAGGUCGUCAUCUCCUCAACAGACGGCGGCCAGUUCCAACAGGUUUCGUUCGUCAACAGCAUCUGCACGACGAAGGGCGGCACCCACGUGUCUCACGUCCUCGAGCCGCUCCUCGCGGCGAUUGUGAAGAAGGCGAACGCGAAAAACCGUGGAGGGAUGGAAAUCAAAUCUGCUCACGUCAAGCAGCACCUGUGGAUCUUCGUCUCGUGCUUGAUCGUCAAUCCCGCGUUCGAUUCCCAGACGAAGGAGACGCUCACAACCAAGCCCGCGAGGUUUGGCAGCAAAUGCGCCCUCGCGGACAAGACGAUCAGCGGCGUCGUCAAAUCCGCAAUCGUAGAGAACGUAGUCAUGUGGGCACAGACGAAGCAACAAGUGGAGCUGCGCAAGCAGAUGAAGGUGGGGAAGACGAAGGGUCGCGAGCGCCUCGCGGGCAUUCCGAAGCUCGAAGACGCGAACGAUGCAGGCGGGAGGCACUCGCAGGAGUGCACUCUGAUUCUCACCGAGGGAGACAGUGCCAAAACGUCCUGCCUGGCGGGGCUGUCAGUCGUCGGCCGAGACCGAUUCGGAGUCUUUCCUCUCAGAGGAAAGCUCUUAAACGUUCGCGACGCCUCGUUCAAGCAACUCGCGGAGAACAAAGAAAUUCAGAAUAUUUUGAAGAUCGUCGGGCUCCAAGUGAACGACCGCACGGAAGACGCGCGCGGCCUCCGCUACGGCUCGCUGAUGAUCAUGACUGAUCAGGACCACGACGGCUCCCAUAUUAAGGGGCUGCUGAUCAACAUGAUGCAUCACUACUGGCCGCAGCUGCUCAAGUGUCGCGGCUUUCUCAAGGAAUUCGUGACACCCAUCGUGAAGGUUUCGAAAAACAACGUGGAAAAAGCUUUCUAUACGAUUCCCGAGUACGAGCAGUGGAAGCGAUCCUGCAACACGACCGGCUGGAAGAUUAAGUACUACAAAGGUCUGGGUACUUCCACGGAUCGCGAGUUCAAGGAGUAUUUCAACGACUUGGCGAAGCAUCAGAUCGACUUCGUCUGGUCAGGGCAACACGACGGCGAGUUGAUCGACAUGGCGUUCAACAAGCGCCGCGCGGAGGACCGCAAGCGCUGGCUGCAAAGCUACCGCGAGGGCACGUAUGUCGACCACAACGCCUCGAGUCUGUCCUACGCGGACUUUGUGAAUAAGGAACUCAUUCUUUUCUCGCGCUACGACACCGAGCGAUCGAUUCCACAGCUGGUUGAUGGCUGGAAGCCAGGGCAGCGGAAAGUUUUGUUCGCGUGCAUCAAGAAGAACAUGAAACACGAACUGAAAGUUGCGCAGCUCGCCGGAUACGUGUCUGAAGUCAGCGCGUAUCACCACGGCGAAGCUAGCUUGCAGCAGACGAUCGUCACGAUGGCGCAGCGCUUCGUCGGCAGCAACAACCUGAACUUCCUUGAACCCGUUGGCCAGUUCGGCUCGCGCAAAGAAGGCGGGAAGGACGCUUCAGCGGCACGUUACAUCUUCACGAAGCUUGCCUUCUACACGCGCCUUGUCUUCCACGAGGCCGACGACCCCAUUCUAGAGUACGAGUACGAAGAGGGGCAGCGAAUCGAGCCGAAAAUGUACGUGCCAGUCAUUCCCACAGUCUUGGUCAACGGCAGCGAAGGCAUCGGAACGGGUUGGUCGUCCUUCGUGCCCAACUACAAUCCUCGAGACAUCAUCGCAAACUUGAAGAGGUACAUCGACGGCGAAGAGAUGCAGCGCAUGUCGCCGUGGUAUAGAGGCUUCAAAGGCCGCAUCGAGGCGAACGCUGCAGGAACGGGGUUCGAAACCAGCGGCCUCAUUGAAAAAUGCGCCGACGACGCGUAUCAGAUCACUGAACUCCCCAUCAAGCGCUGGACGCAGGAUUACAAGGAAUGGCUGGAGGAGCAACUGCCGACGGCUGAGAAGAGAGACACGCUGAUUGCGGACUACCGCGACUGCAGCUCGCACGAGGAAAUACACUUCACCGUCAAAGUUUCGGAGGAUCGCCUGGACCGGCCCGUGCGAGAGGGCCUCGAAAAGUACUUCAAGCUGAAGACUUCGCUGAGCACAACCAACCUGACGCUCUUCGAUCCCCUCGGCCGCGUGCAGCGAUACGCGAACGAGCUCGAAAUCAUCAAGGAGUUCGCCCCCGUGCGGCUCGAGUUCUACAAUCGUCGCAAAGCGUAUUGUCUGGCGAUGCUGGAGAAGGCGCGGCGCAUCCUGAGCAAUCGUCUGCGCUUCAUCCUCGCCGUCAUCAGCGGCGAGUUGGUUGUCAGCAACAAGAGGAAGAACGUGCUUGUUGAGGAGCUCUUCUCCAAGGGCUACGAUCCAAUGAAGGAAAUCGAGGACGCGGCGGAGGCCGAGAUCCGCGCAGCGCUGAAGCGAGACGCCACUAUCGACGACGAGGCUCUCGCGGAGGGCGCCGACGAAGAGGGUGAGGAGGAAAUAGUCGCGGGCUGCACUGCGAAGGACUACGACUACCUCCUCGGAAUGGCGCUGUGGAGUCUCACCUUGGAGAAAGUGGAGGACCUGCGUGGAGAGAUGCGGGAGAAGGAAGUGGAGCUCGAGGAUUUGAAGCGAACCUCGGUGCAGACGCUCUGGAAGCGCGACCUCGAUGCGUUGCUUGUGGCGCUGGAUAAGCAGGACGAAAUCGACGAGAUGUUGUUGCAAGAAGGCAGAAAGUUCCAGAAGAAGGCGCGCGGGGGCCAGGCGGCGCUGAUGGCGAAGAAGAAAGGAAAGGCGGCGCCUCGAGGCGGCAAGGCAGCGCCGAGAAAGAAAAAGAGACACAGUGACUCGAGUGAAGAAAGCAUCUCGUCUGAGUCCUCGAGCGAAGAGGAGAGCGCGGAUGAUAGCGGCGAAGAGAGCGACGAAGACACGUACACGCCGCCCAAGAAGGCGAAGGGCGGCAGCAAAGUGAGUCCUCCGAACCGGGGCGUGUCGAGCGCUGCAAGCAGGUCUCCCAGCGGCGUCAAUACGCCCGCGUCAACGCGACACAACGAGCUGGACACGGCCUCCUCGGCGACAGCCGAUCUCAACAAGAAAGACGAGAAAGCGGAAGGCCAAAAGACCGAGGCAGGCAGUCUCCGCGCGAGCGAGAGCGGCAACGUCCCUGCGACGUGGAAGGCAGAGACGAUGAAAGAAGAGGUCCAGGACUACGCAUGUCCUCUCAAAGCCGAGAUUGAGGCGGGCGUUCCCGACGGCUCGGCGUUCGUAUGCGGUUAUGAGAAUGCAGAUAUGGACGUAUACCCGCCCCGGUCUUCGUCAGUCUCUGCGCCGGUCCCGGCGCCUGUCAUCGCGAAGCCUCUCUCGCUGCUGGAGCGGCUGAAGCUGGGUUCGUCAACGAGCUCUCUCUUGAGCGUCGGAGGGACGAAGAAGCAACUCACUCUGGAAGAGAUCUUUGGGUCGAAGAUCGCAAAGCCCGCGAGCGCGUCUGAGAAGCCGGACGCGCUGGCGACAAACUGCGAGAACGUCGCCGCCGGCGGAGCGACCUCUGCAAGCAGCCGCAGCCAAGCAGGAAAGUCGCUCUUUCUGGCUUCCGAGGACGACGCGUCGCCUGCGAAAUCUGCAGGGGGCUCCGCGUCCUCAGCGGCCGCGGCGGCCGCGGAGAGCGGACGUCAGAGCGCGUUGGCGAGUCAGGAGAGUGUGCGGGAGAAGAAGCGAAAGAAAGUCGCUUCAGACUCCGAAGAGGACAGCCGAAAAGGCGAGCGCACCCGCAAGAAGGCGCUUGUUCUCUCCUCUGACGACGACGCGAAAAGCGAAGUGGACUCGCCUGCGAAAAAGAAGUCGUCAACUCCGCGAAAGCCAGCUGCGAAGCAACGAGCCGCGUCCAAGAAGAAGAGAGCAAGCAGCGACGAUGAAAAAUCAGAGAACAGCAGCGUAGCGUCGCCCCUCUCUUCCAGUAGGCCGCAGAGACGCGCAGCUGCGACGCCGAGGAAAUAUGCCAUUUCGGACUCAAGCGAAGAAGACACCGAGUCAGACGCCUCAAUCGACAGCGCCGAGGACGACGAAUGA